This is a messenger RNA of Diorhabda carinulata, 1498 nucleotides long. RefSeq lists its product as uncharacterized. NCBI's taxonomy places the organism in Eukaryota, Metazoa, Arthropoda, Insecta, Coleoptera, Chrysomelidae. The record is from RefSeq and is a predicted model, not a curated record. The coding region runs from base 194 to 895 and encodes 233 amino acids. The transcript is spliced from 3 exons.
AGCAAGUACAAUUUAAAAACCAUGGUUAAAAAGUUGCGUAAAAGAUAAAAUAAUGUUGAAAAUAAUACAGGAUGUUAGUGGGAUGCAAAAAAAAAUACCCAAAACUACUGGUUUUCAUAUCAUCGCUUUCGUUAUGCAAAAAACGAGGAUGUGGUUCUAUGUUAAUCAUACUGAUUAAAUUUUAUGGUUCAAAAUGUUUAUUAUACAGUUAAUAACUGUGAAAAUGGGUGAUAAAGACGUUUUUUUAUUAAAUUAUCAAGAAUUAACUGCUUUUUUACUAAAGAUCGGCCAGUAUGAGGCCCUUAAAAUUGUAAAAAAAUACAAAAUGGACGGUAAAAAAUUUCUGAAAUUUUGCGAGGACGUAGAAACAAUUGAUCUGACAAAUAACGAGAAGAUUAUUCUGAUGGGGUUCAUGUCCUGGAUGAAUUUGAACUCGAGCUUCUCUAAUAUACCGAGUGAUUCGACAUCGAGUGCAAGUGAUUCGAAACGCGACGUGAAUGAACCUUCUUAUUUAAAUAUGGAAGAAUUUCACCCGAAACAUAAUUACGUAGAAUAUAAAAAUUAUCCACGAAUUUCGACGAAUUAUUUCAAGUAUUCAAAUCCAAAUUCAUCGAGAGACGAUAUCGAUUCAAUUUCUUAUAUUUCGAAUGAAUACAUACAUCCUUUAGCGCCUUCUCAAAAUCGAUACGAUCAAAUAACAAUCCAACGGAUCAAAGAAUACGAUAAAGAAGAUUUGGAUAAGGAAAAGAAGAUGCAAUACAAGGUCUCUUACUUGGAAGUUAUUCAGCCGCGUACGGAAAUCGAUGGUCAAAUCGAAAGUGAUCGAGAACCGUUUCACAAUUCGAUAUGCGGAUGCGCAUGCUUCUGGGGAUGUCUACAGAAACGUCAAAAGUGAUCUUUCUAUUUAUAAAUGUCAAUUUUAUGAAAUUGAAUGAAAUAAUUGUUUUUUGACUGGCCCUGUAUUACAAUUCGACGAAUAUCAAUAAAAUCGAUUAUUUUUAUUAAAUUUCGACUAUAAUCAAAAAUAUGGAAAAAAUACAGGGCGAUUUAUUUAAAAAGUACUGAAAAAAAAACAUAAUUAUUACUCACCCUGUAUUCGAAUUAGAAAAUAUCGCUGAAAUCGAUAAUUUUCUAUGAAUUUAUAUCGAAAGUUGUCGAAAAUUUGAUAAAAAUGAACGAUUUUAUUGAAAUUCGUGAAAAUCGGAUACAGGGUGAUUUAUAAAUACGAUUUUUUUAUUAAAAGGAUCACCCUAUAAGAAAUUUUAAUAAAUAUCAAUAAAAUCAUUCAUUUUUAUUAACUUUCGACUAUAAUUAAACAUAUGAUUACAGUAUAUUAUAACCCUUUUACAUAUUUUUUAAUAUAUAGAGUGUUUUACGUGUUUAUCUAUAAUUAUUCAUAACUUUUCGAUUACCCUGUAUAACGUAUUGCAAAUUACAUUUUUAUAACAUGAAAAUCGAGUAGAAGGUUAAUUUGGGAAAAAAUACGGGGCGAUCUAUU